Molecule: messenger RNA, 1413 nt
Organism: Cheilinus undulatus (humphead wrasse)
Lineage: Eukaryota; Metazoa; Chordata; Actinopteri; Labriformes; Labridae
Product: alpha-N-acetylgalactosaminide alpha-2,6-sialyltransferase 2-like
Exons: 11
Coding region: 1-1413 (470 amino acids)
Molecular function (GO): sialyltransferase activity
Source: RefSeq, a predicted model, not a curated record
AUGAGGUACAGCAGCACCCAUCUAAACUCCAGUAUGAAGAUGAGGUCCACCAUCUGCAUCCAGAAGAGUGAGCAGAAGACCAGCCCAACCAUCAGUGGGUUACAGGUAGAUGAAACGCCAAGUGCCUUCUCCUCAGAGCAUUUUUUACCUGUGAACAACAGCAGGCCUACUUUCUCAGGAGACAGACCCAAAGAUAAAAGCUUUGUUAUUGAUGAUGAUUAUGAACUCUCUGGCACAAAAGGAAACUUGACUCCUCCACCUGAUGUUUUUGAAACAACACGCGGGGCAAAACUUGCGGAUUCAGCGAAGACAAACUCAGAGACAAGUCGAAAAAGUGACUUAAAGAGAGCCUCCAAUCAUGAAGCUGAGACACCCAUGCCUCCCCUCGAUGUAAAGUCCUUCAAUAAGCUUCCUAUAUGGGACUUUGAGGAUGUCUAUAACCAGGAUGCCUUACCCAGACGGACUACUUGUCCCCAAUCUCUGCGAAACUCAAAGGACGAGAGCUUCAAGAAGAUUUUCCUUCCCAACAUCCGUCUGUAUAUGUAUAAGGAUAACGUCAACAUGAGCGAGUGGAACAGGCUCUCACAUUUCAACAAUCCUUUUGGUUUUAUGGGUUUCCAGUAUGAAGAAGUGAUGGAGGCAGUGAAGUUGAUCCCAAAGCCAAAGGAGCCUCUCUUCUCUCCAAAGCCAGGCAGUAAUGGUUGUGUUAGCUGUGCAGUGGUGGGCACAGGAGGGAUCCUGAAUGGCUCUAGGAUGGGGAAAGAGAUUGAUGAUCAUGAUUAUGUUAUUCGGAUGAAUGGUGCAGUCAUUAAAGGUCAUGAGGAAGAUGUAGGAAAUAGAACAUCUGUUUAUGUUCACACGGCACACUCCAUCACUGCAUCAAAACACUUUUAUAAGAAAUACGGGUACACAUCUGCCCCCGCUGAUAAGGGAAUAAAAUAUGUGAUGAUACCUGAAGGGAUGAGGGAUUUUCAUUGGCUCACAGGUCUUUUCAAAAGAAAGACAAUUGCCGCCGGCCAAUAUCGCAACUUACGGCCAUGGAUGUACUAUGGCAGUCAGUUUGAGGAGAGUCGCUUCUAUGUUCUGCACCCAGAUUUCCUCAGAUACAUACGAAACAGGUUCUUAAAGUCUGAUAACCUGAAUGCUACAUUCUGGCCAAUGGUUAGGCCAACCAACGGAGCAUUUACUAUCUUCUUGGCUCUGCAGACGUGUGACAUUGUGAGCGCAUAUGGAUUCAUGACUGAAGACUACGAGAAAUACAACAACCACUAUUAUGAGAACAAUGUGACAACACAAGUUAUUUUCUACAGUAACCAUGACUAUAUACUGGAGAAAAAUACAUGGAAAAAACUACAUGAUAUAAAAAUAAUAAGGCUUUAUCAAAGAAUGGGCUCGAAAAAGGGGACAGAAUAA